UAUAUAUAUAUGAAGAAAUUGAUUGAAGGGAGACAAACUACUCAUUCAUCACCAAAUUAAUCAACACACCCUUUUGAAUAUAAAUGGCGGAAAAAUCAGCUGAUCAGGAAAUUGUGUACGACGAAUUUGAACCCUAUUGCAAAUGGCAACGCAAGGAAGAUCGCGACUUUCUUGAAAUCCACCUCCAAGACUUCAAAAAGGAGCAGCUGAAAGUGCAAAUAAGCAACCAUGGGGUGCUGAAGAUUUCGGGAGAGCGGCCAAUAGAUGCUUCGAAGCACAUGAAAUUCUACAAAGAGGUGGCUGCCCCCAACACCAAAUACGACACCCACGCAAUCCAUGCCAAAUUCAUCAACAACAACCUCCUCAUCACAAUGCCAAAGCUCAAACCCCCAUUGCCUGAGCCGACGGACACAUCCGCGCCUCCGCCGCGUCUACGAGGAAAUGUACCGGCGGCGACGGUGCAGUACCAGAUGAAAUCCUGUCGGAAGCGGCCGUUCAUGGGCUCCAAAUUGGCGAAGAUGGCGGCGAGCCUCGCGGUGGCUGCGGUGGUGCUCGCUGCUUAUGUGCAUUUUCUGUAUAAGUCGACCGUUGGUCAUGACUCAGUUAGAAGUUGAAUUUGUGUAUUUGGUGUUGUUAAUAAAGUUAUUGAUGUGAAAUUGCAUUGAUGAUAAUUUGUUUGUUA
Messenger RNA from Salvia splendens (bonfire salvia), 682 nucleotides. Its product is annotated as inactive protein RESTRICTED TEV MOVEMENT 2. The transcript is spliced from 2 exons. The record is from RefSeq and is a predicted model, not a curated record. Bases 84 to 614 code for a protein of 176 amino acids. NCBI's taxonomy places the organism in Eukaryota, Viridiplantae, Streptophyta, Magnoliopsida, Lamiales, Lamiaceae.